AUGGCUCAGGAUCUGUAUAGAACAGUGUUAUCUGUAGGUGCUGGGGUAAUUACCCAGGAUUGUCUGAAUUUUGUAACAUGUCCAAUCUGUGGACGUUUUCCACAUAUUACUUGUGGAGAUGGAAAUGUAAAAGAUGCUUCUAGAAUUCCAACAAAUUUGAUAUACAAUGAGGAAGAAGAAGAUAUAGAAGAUUUAUUCCAAUUCAAGAAUCUAGCAGCAACUGAACUCUUCACACAAAACAACACAAAGAAGAUGGAAUUCUCUAAGAAGAAAGCUUUCACAUUACCAUCAAUAAUGGCGCCUGUUGUAAAGAAGUACAAUAUUAAUACAGAAAGGAAGAAGUUUGCAAAUUCGUAUUAUGAAAAGGAAUUGGAUGUGGAUUUACACUUAGUGGCAGAUGUUUUCAUUUCUGGGGAAAUGUCAGUUGAAGAAUUGAGCAAGGGGACGGUUAAUGAAGUUAAACUGAAAGAAGUGUUUGCAAAAUGCUUUUCCAAGAAGAUAACCAGUAUUUCUGCUAUGAAGCAGGGUUUAUUAAAUGCAUACAGCAAAAUUAUAGCUGGUGAUUCACAAUGCCAUAAGUAUAUACUACGGAAGGGAUUCACUGGUGGAUGGGCGGACCUGUAUUGUGAGCAUAAUUAUAAAUAUGGAAGCAAAAUGAUGGUGUUCAAAGAAAGUGUAGCUGAUCAUGCAGACCUGAGACUGAGCCUACAUCGUUUGCCAGCACUCCAUAUUCAUGAUGAUGCGUGUACUCUAGCUAGACAUGAGGUUCUAAGGUCUGAAAAAGCACGAGAAAUGUUAGGGCCAGAGAGACUUGGCUGCUUUCAAAUACCCAGUGAGAAAAUUGAGCCACAGUCAGGACUGGAUAUUCCAGAAUGCAGAACUCUUGAGAAACAGGAUGUCAAAAUAAACACAAGAUCAUUUAUAAUGGGCCAUAGGCUUCAAUUCAAGGCAAGCAUUUAA
Molecule: messenger RNA, 960 nt
Organism: Eurytemora carolleeae
Lineage: Eukaryota; Metazoa; Arthropoda; Copepoda; Calanoida; Temoridae
Exons: 7
Coding region: 1-960 (319 amino acids)
Source: RefSeq, a predicted model, not a curated record